Cryptomeria japonica (Japanese cedar) is the source of this 2663-nucleotide messenger RNA. RefSeq names its product pentatricopeptide repeat-containing protein At5g39980, chloroplastic-like. The transcript is spliced from 3 exons. The coding region runs from base 492 to 2537 and encodes 681 amino acids. Gene Ontology annotation, molecular function: protein binding. The record is from RefSeq and is a predicted model, not a curated record. NCBI's taxonomy places the organism in Eukaryota, Viridiplantae, Streptophyta, Pinopsida, Cupressales, Cupressaceae.
AAAAUUAAUAUGCCAAAAUGUAAAAUUACCAAAGAGGGAUAUGAUUGCUUUACACAGUUUCAUAUCCAUCACCCAACCACAGCAUAUCAAAGUGUGUGGGAGGGAGACGGGAUAAGGCAGCCAAUCUUUUAAUGCACAGCAACACCCUCUUUUCAGGAGUAUCUUAUGCAGAUGCAGAAUAUAAGUAUUCUUGUUUACCAAAUUUGAGUCCAGCAGUAUCAAAAGAGAAAUGCAUGUUUUGCCAGGUUAUGGAAUUUAAGAUGAACCUGAUAGGUUCAUUCUAUGGCUAUUCAGCGACCUUAUUGUUUGUGGGCCACUAUGAGUGGUGUACUACAAUCCCUCUAAAUCAAAAUCUAAAUUUCAAUCUCUUGUAAGCUUUAGCUUGAUAGUGGAAAGGGUGCUUUCUUUAGUGUUGUCUAGGAAUAGUUACACAGGGUCCAUGCUAUUUUGUGUUACAUGAGAAAUCCCUUGUGGUAGUGGACAAUUGCAUUAUGUCAUCAGCGUUCACAGCUAAUCCCAUGGCACAUUCAACUUGUGUUUUAGGUCAUGAGAAUUCCUUAAAAGCAACAACUCAGGAGAUUAGAGUAAAUAUGAGCAUGAUAACAGAGGCUGCUCAUGCUGGCCAAGGGAUUCAACCUUUAACACACAGAGAAGGUGCUCGUAUAGGAUUUCUUGGGAGAAAAUUAUGGUGCAGAUCUAGUUCAUCAACAGAAAAGAGUAUUCAGCUUCCAGAGGGAAAUUUGGUUGCACAUAAGUAUGGUAAAAAAUCCGUCCAACCUGAGCAUCAUAUCAAUAUUGAUGAGCUGUUAAAGUCUUUAAAAGGUGUGUGCAGUGAAGAAGAACUAUAUCAAUUGAUGGCAGAUUGGAAAGGGAAGUUGUCUUUGAGGCUAAUGGUGUUGGUACUGAAUCGAGAAAGAGACUGGCAGCGAGCACUUGCAUUACAUGAUUGGAUGAUUGAGAAGGGGAAUUACAGACCUUCUAUCUUUGCCUACAAUAUAGUUUUAAGAAAUAUAUUGAGAGCAGGGAAAUGGAGUCUAGGAGAAGGUCUUGUUGAUGAGAUGUGUGAGAGACAUGUUUCACCUGAUAAGUUCACAUACUCCACAUUGAUCAGCAAUUUUACUAGGGUAGGUAAGUUUGAUUCUGCCUUGAAGUGGCUACAACGGAUGGAGCAAGAAGGAAUUGCUGCUGAUCUCAUAACAUAUAGUACUCUUAUUGAGUUAGCUAGAAAGCAGAAGAACUACUUAAAAGCAGUCUCACUUUUCUCGAAAUUAAAGGCUGCGAAUCUUUGUCCUGAUCUAAUUCUAUACAAUACAAUGAUCAAAGUAUUUGGGAAGGCAAAAUUGUUCAGAGAAGCUAAGGAUCUUAUUCAGGAGAUGAAGGACCAUGAAAUUCCCCCAAAUACUGAGAGUUACCGCACACUUCUUAAUGCUUAUGCAGAAAAUGAAAAGUUUAUUGAAGCAGGGAAUGUUUUCUUUGAGAUGAAGUCUGCAGAAUGUGCUGCAGAUCUGACAACUUGCAAUAUCAUGAUUAAUGUGUUUGGACAGUUGGAUAUGGUAAAUGAGGCAGAAAAAGUCUUCCAGAGCAUGAAGUCAAUGGGCAUCCUUCCUAAUAUUGUAACUUAUAAUACCAUGCUGAAAGUGUAUGGAGAGGCAGAGCUUAUUAGAGAAGCAGUUCAUUUGUUCCAUCUCAUGCAGAGAAAUGAUAUAGAGCAGAAUAUCAUCACAUAUAAUACUAUGAUCAGCAUCCAUGCAAAAAUCCUUGAUGACGGGAAGGCUACAAAUCUUUUACUGGAGAUGCAGAAAAAGGGUAUAGAACCAAAUACAAUUACCUUUUCCACUAUAAUCCCCCUAUAUGGAAAGGUUGGGAAACAUGAAAAGGCUGCAUAUAUCUUUCAGAAGCUACAGUCAUCUGGAGUCCAGAUAGAUGAAAUUCUCUAUCAGUGCAUGAUUGUCGUAUAUGAGAAGGCAGGCCUAGUGAGCCAUGCAAAUCGCCUCCUUUUAGAGCUUAAACAGUGUAAUGAUGUCUCAAGAGAGACAGCUAUAACUAUCUUAGCAAAGGCUGGUAAAGUGGAAGAAGCAGGCUGGCUUUUUUGCAAAGAAUUUGAUGCUGGAGAAGUAAAAGAUAUAUCUGUUUUUGAGUUUCUGAUUGACCUUUUUGCAAGAAACAAGAACUAUUCUAAUGCUGUUGAUGUGUAUGAGAAAUUGAGACAGGUUGGGCUUUUGCCAGGUUCAAAAACUGUAGCGAUUCUAUUAGAUGCUUAUGGGAAGCUUCAACUUUUCCAAAAAGGAGAGGCCUUGUAUGAUGAACUGCAAGAAGAGGGUUGCAUUUUUGCACAGGAGGUGCAUUUUCAAAUGAUGAACCUCCACGCAGCUAGGGGCAAUUUAGAGGCAGCUGUGUCAUUGUUUGAAAAAUUAUUGCUGGAUGAGUCUAUUGGUAAAAAGGAUCUGUAUAUGACACUAUCCAGCCUUUAUAAAAGGUCAAACAGGCUUGAUGAUGAUUUUCGUCUUAGCAAACAAAUGGAAAUAAAGAAAUUGUGAUUGUCAAUGACAAAUUGACAUAUGCCUUGCAUUAUAAAGUUUGUUAUCAGCAAUUUGUGACAUUUGUUUUGAUUUCUCAUGCCGGUAUCGUUCAAGUGAUGAUGUGUAAAAUUGAUUAUUGUAUUA